This is a messenger RNA of Phyllostomus discolor (pale spear-nosed bat), 400 nucleotides long. RefSeq names its product ATP synthase membrane subunit 6.8PL (gene ATP5MJ). The transcript is spliced from 4 exons. Lineage: Eukaryota; Metazoa; Chordata; Mammalia; Chiroptera; Phyllostomidae. The coding region runs from base 82 to 264 and encodes 60 amino acids. The record is from RefSeq and is a predicted model, not a curated record. Gene Ontology annotation, cellular component: mitochondrion.
CGGCGCCUGCGCAUUCGGUGACCUUUCCGAAUCGUUGGCUGUGCUGGUUGGAGCGACCUGAGCCAUUGGUCCUGCGACGAGAUGUUUCAGAGCCUCAUGAAGAACGUCUGGGUCCCCAUGAAGCCCUACUACACCCAGGUUUACCAGGAGAUCUGGGUGGGAAUGGGGCUGAUGAGCUUCAUCAUUUACAAAAUCCGGAGCGCUGAUAAAAGAAGUAAAGCCUUGAAAGGUUCGAGCCCCGCACCUGCUCACGGCCACCACUAAGCAGCUGGACCCGAGUGCGCAGCGCGUGGAGCGUGGGCGGGCUGUGCGUCGGAGCUCUGUCCGGCGGGGAGGCGGCACGCUCUGUUGUAAAAGCCCCGCUUCCUUGCUGGCGGAAUAAAUGCCCCUGUGAGACACC